Molecule: messenger RNA, 543 nt
Organism: Funneliformis geosporum
Lineage: Eukaryota; Fungi; Glomeromycota; Glomeromycetes; Glomerales; Glomeraceae
Source: the annotation of a GenBank genome assembly
AUGAAAGUCAGUAAGCAUCCAUUAUAUUUUUUAAGCAUUAAAAUAUCACAAUUAAUAGUUUGUAUAAUAGUACUUAUAUUAGAAACAGUAUCAUUUUCUGCUUGGUCAAAUUAUGUUGAUGAUUUAAAUGAGUCUAGAUUAUACCCACAAAUUCAAAUCACAAAGUCAAUGUACUUUGAAAAACAAACCUUACAAACAGACCAAUCAAUCACAUACAAUGGACAAGUUAAAAUAUGGUACUUUAUUGUAAUUGGAGUAUCAUUAAUUGUAACCGGAGUGGCAAAUUUUGAUCCAUGGUAUUCAGGACCGGGGUUAAGAUGUGAUAUAAUUCGUACAGAGUAUACGAAUCCCUCAAUAAUUAAAUUAGCAGAAUUGGCAGAAUUACAAUGUAAUACGCUUAUAGCAAGCUUGUCGUUUGGAUGGAUAAAUGUAGGGUUACACGUUGUCUCGUUAUUAUUUGCGAGAAAACGAGCAUCAGAGAGAAAUUCAAGAGCUCCAAAACGUAUUUCUCUAAGACCUGCUCAUCGUCCCGUAUUCUUUUAA